This is a messenger RNA of Diospyros lotus (date-plum), 1011 nucleotides long. RefSeq names its product eukaryotic translation initiation factor 4E-2. NCBI's taxonomy places the organism in Eukaryota, Viridiplantae, Streptophyta, Magnoliopsida, Ericales, Ebenaceae. The coding region runs from base 128 to 826 and encodes 232 amino acids. Gene Ontology annotation, molecular function: translation initiation factor activity; RNA 7-methylguanosine cap binding. Gene Ontology annotation, biological process: translational initiation. The transcript has 5 exons. The record is from RefSeq and is a predicted model, not a curated record. Gene Ontology annotation, cellular component: cytoplasm; eukaryotic translation initiation factor 4F complex.
AAAUCCCAAAUAGCCUUUCCAAUAAAAAAUCGAAACUGAACAGUGUUAAUCGAGGGCAAUAUAUACACAUACAAUUCUUUUACCAAGUGCACAUCUCUUCGACAAUAAGAUACAAACAGCAAGAGAGAUGGUGGAGGAAGUAGAGAUAUCAUCAGUUACGGAAGAAUCAUCCAAGAACAAUCCUAGGGCACAAGAUGGCGUGGAAGAGCCGGAGGAGGGAGAAAUCGUCGACGACGACGAUUCAUCCUCGGCGAAGUCGAUGACCACGGCGGUUGCUGAACGGCACCCUCUGGAACACUCGUGGACGUUCUGGUUCGACAGCCCCUCCGCCAAGACUAAGCAAUCCGCUAAGCAAUCCGAUUGGGGAAGCAGCAUCCGCCCCAUCUUCACCUUUUCCACUGUCGAAGACUUCUGGAGUGUCUAUAAUAAUAUACGUCAUCCAAGCAAUUUGACUGUGGGAGCGGAUUUUCAUUGUUUCAAAAACAAAAUUGAGCCAAAAUGGGAGGACCCUGUUUGUGCUAAUGGAGGGAAGUGGACUGUGACCUUCGCUAGAGGAAAAUCUGACACUUGUUGGCUGUACACGUUGCUGGCAAUGAUUGGAGAACAGUUUGAUCAUGGUGAUGAAAUCUGUGGAGUGGUAGUCAAUGUCAGAGGUAAGCAGGAAAGGGUUGCUCUGUGGACAAAGAACGCUGCAAAUGAAAGUGCUCAGAUUAGCAUUGGGAGACAAUGGAAACAGAUUCUUGACUGCAAUGACCCGAUAGGGUUCUUGGUUCACGAGGAUACAAAAAGGCUCGACAGACUUGCCAAGAACCGCUACACGGUAUAAAAAGCUUCAUGCUGUUUCGAGGACCUAGUUUGUGCAAGAUGCGAGCAGCUACGCUCUUAUUGCUCCUGGAUGAUCAGUGGCUACCUUCAUUCCCUUGUUUUCAGUUUUUUGCACGGUGUUUAAGUGGAUAACUAACUGGAGCUUUUUGUCCUUGGAACAUCUAAAUAUCUGCUUGUUUUGCUCUA